AAGUAGUAGCAGUGCCCCUUCCAAACCACUCUCUCCUGAGCAGUCAGCAGCUCGCCUCGACGACCUGCGGCGAUGCCGAUGAACGCGGGGCUGCGCGCGUACCGCGAGGUGCUCCGCCUGGUGCGGCGGCUGCCGGCGGAGACGCGGCCCUACUACGCCAAAUACGCCCGCGAGAACUUCGUCAACUACCGCGACCUCUCCGCCGACGACGACCUCGCCGCCCUCCUCCGCCGCGCCUACACCCACUCGUCAUGGGUCCUCUCCAAGUACUCAAUAGACGGGGAGAAGGCUGCGGCGCGGCUCAAGGAUCUCGGCGGCGGCCACCCCGCCGGGCACUGACGCGCGCAGGGUGUUCGACCAUAUGCCGUUCUGCGCUUAAUGCUUCAGUUUAGCGUUUGCUUGUGCUUGUUUUUGUCAAGGGACUUGCAUUAUUCUGUGUUGAAGUGUAUCAAAUUGAGCGAAUAAUUCCUUAUAAAGAGUUGGUCUCCCGUAUUA
This is a messenger RNA of Setaria italica (foxtail millet), 495 nucleotides long. RefSeq names its product LYR motif-containing protein At3g19508. The transcript is spliced from 2 exons. The record is from RefSeq and is a predicted model, not a curated record. Lineage: Eukaryota; Viridiplantae; Streptophyta; Magnoliopsida; Poales; Poaceae. Bases 73 to 339 code for a protein of 88 amino acids.